Messenger RNA from Chiloscyllium plagiosum (whitespotted bambooshark), 534 nucleotides. RefSeq names its product ABRA C-terminal like (gene abracl). Gene Ontology annotation, biological process: regulation of actin filament-based process. Lineage: Eukaryota; Metazoa; Chordata; Chondrichthyes; Orectolobiformes; Hemiscylliidae. The record is from RefSeq and is a predicted model, not a curated record.
UGAACUUCCUCAUCGUUAACACUUCCUGUACUCGAGCUGUUGCUUGUUGAUUACUUGACAUAAACCAACGAAGCAGAGACAGAAGAAAACUGAAGUGAGAAUGAAUACUGAACAUGAGAUCGAUCUUCUAAUCGAAGAGAUUCGUCGUCUUGGAUCUUCAGGUGCAGAUGGAAAAAUUAGGGUGAAAUUUGGAAUGCUGUUCUCUGAUGAUAAAUGCACCAAUCUUUUUGAGGCCCUGGUUGGCACCCUAAGAGCCGCAAAAAAGAAGAAGAAGGUCAACUUCGCUGGAGAACUGCUGCUUCAAGGAGUUCAUGACGAUGUUGACAUUAUCUUAGAAACGGAUUGAAGAUGGGCUGACUCCAGAUUGCGCCUGCAGCACUAGCAACAUCCGAAAUCUCUGGGAUGGGUUUGUAACCAGGACUAAACAUUUUUUGACAUUUAAUUUAUAAUACUGUUGAAAUCUUGGAUUUCUAAUUUGUGCAUUUCAGUUGAGUGGCUUUGGAAUCCACAGCAAUAAAAUGAUAUUUGUCUGCC